AUGGUGCAUGGUCUGCCAGUGAUCAAUCAUCCAGACCAAUUGUGUGAAGGAUGCUUAGUUGGGAAGCAAUUCAGGGCAAGUUUCCCGAAGGAGUCCCUGUCACGAGCUAAAGCACCACUUGAGCUUGUCCAUGGAGAUCUCUGUGGUCCGAUCACUCCAACAUCAUUUGGCAAGAACAAAUACUUCCUAUUGUUCAUUGAUGAUUACAGUAGAAAGACAUGGGUGUACUUCUUAAAGAAAAAGUCAGACACAUUUGAAGCAUUCAAGAAGUUCAAGAUGCUCGUGGAGAAUGAAAGUGGCCGCUACAUCAAAGCUAUGAGAUCAGAUAGAGGGGGAGAAUUUAUGCUCAAGAAGUUCAGAAGAUUCUGUGAAUAUCAAGGAAUUCGCAGGUUUCUUACAGUCCCAAGAUCCCCACAGCAAAAUGGAGUCGUUGAGAGGAAGAACAGAACUGUCCUCAACAUGGCAAGAAGCAUGAUGAAGAGCAAGAACCUACCAAAGGAGCUAUGGGCUGAAGCUGUUGAUUGUGCAGUCUACCUGCUGAAUAGGUCACCAACAAAGAGUGUUUGA
Linum trigynum is the source of this 567-nucleotide messenger RNA. Lineage: Eukaryota; Viridiplantae; Streptophyta; Magnoliopsida; Malpighiales; Linaceae. The record is from the annotation of a GenBank genome assembly.